Molecule: messenger RNA, 348 nt
Organism: Ricinus communis (castor bean)
Lineage: Eukaryota; Viridiplantae; Streptophyta; Magnoliopsida; Malpighiales; Euphorbiaceae
Product: cyclin-dependent protein kinase inhibitor SMR1-like
Exons: 1
Coding region: 1-348 (115 amino acids)
Biological process (GO): regulation of DNA endoreduplication
Source: RefSeq, a predicted model, not a curated record
AUGUCUGCUGAUCUUGAUUUCCGUCAGGAUUUGACGAGAAUUCAAGCCCCUUCGGACGAGAUUCCUGCCCUACAGCAGCCUUGCAGCUCUGCGGAUGAUCAGAUAGGCCUUGUGAUUCAAGGAAAUGGAGGAGAGAGCAAUGAGUGUCGAACUCCCACUUCCAAAGAACACAAGAUUCCUCCCGUUUUGAGCUGUCCGCCGGCGCCACGGAAACCCAGGAGGACGCCGUCGUGUAAAAGAAAGCUGUCGGAGUUGGAAUUCAUUAAGAUCGUGAAUCACGAAGAAGUCGACUCUUUCUUCCGAUCAAGUUUUGAUGCUCCUGCAAAAAGAAGAUGCCCUUGUAAAUGA